This is a messenger RNA of Rhinichthys klamathensis goyatoka, 4208 nucleotides long. RefSeq names its product SIN3 transcription regulator family member Ab (gene sin3ab). The coding region runs from base 250 to 4044 and encodes 1264 amino acids. Gene Ontology annotation, biological process: negative regulation of transcription by RNA polymerase II. NCBI's taxonomy places the organism in Eukaryota, Metazoa, Chordata, Actinopteri, Cypriniformes, Leuciscidae. Gene Ontology annotation, cellular component: chromatin. Gene Ontology annotation, molecular function: transcription corepressor activity. The transcript has 21 exons. The record is from RefSeq and is a predicted model, not a curated record.
UCCUCCUGCUGAUGUUGUUUUCCUAUGUUAGCCAAUUAGCAACCUAGCAUGCAAUUUGAGGUCUGGCGCCUUGACUGAAUGGUGCUUACGUGUAUUUUAAUUUACCUUUCAAAUCCGAACCUUAUACGAAUCAACGUUUGAGAGCGCUGUUACCGAGCUUUAUAGGUUUUGAUUUCUCGGCGGAGCAGAAAGAAGUCAUCCGGAGUGUCUGUUGCGGGAUUCCGCCGCAGUGAGGAGCAUGAGUACACAAUGAAGCGGCGUUUGGAGGAUCAGGAUACAGUGAUCGGCUCUCAGCGGCGGCUCCCAGGGGGUGUGGACAGCUUUCAGCACCGCGUCCUCAACUCUGCCUCCCAGUCCUCCCUCUACGAGACUGCACCGGAUAACAUGCAGCCGUCGUCCAGCAUGCAGUACUCUGUCUCACAGACCUAUCAGUUGUCAAUGGCCCAGAGUUCUGGGGGACAUGGUCACACCAGCAGUUCAGCUGUGCACAGUGGGCCUCAUCACCAUGGGCCAGCUGUCCAGCCUGUGGGCCAGGGGCACUCUCAUGCUACCCCAGCCCCUGCCCCAACACUGGGCCAACAGCAGUUUCAGCGGCUUAAGGUUGAAGAUGCUCUUUCCUAUCUCGAUCAAGUUAAACUUCAGUUUGGCAAUCAGCCGCAGGUCUACAAUGACUUCCUGGAUAUCAUGAAGGAGUUCAAGUCUCAAAGGUCAGCCAUUGAUACACCAGGUGUGAUCAGCAGAGUUUCCCAGCUCUUCAAAGGUCAUCCAGACUUAAUCAUGGGCUUCAACACCUUCCUGCCUCCUGGCUACAAGAUUGAGGUUCAGACCAAUGAUCUGGUUAAUGUGACCACUCCUGGCCAGAUCCACCACAUAACCCCGCAUGGGAUCUCAGUCCAGAACCUCCCCAUAACCCAGCCAGCACAGCACCAGACCCAACCAGCAGCUCCCACCAGCACUGCUGCCGUGGUCAUCCCUAGCCAGCCAACCCCUGCCAAGAUCAGCAAGCCAAUGCAGUCUCCUGCACUUACCCCAACGAGCCAGCCUAAUCCGUCCAUUCCCUCGUACGCCUCCCCGCGCUCGCCCUCGGCCCAGUCCCACACUCCCAUCAGUAGCAGCACUGCCGGUUCAACCCCUCUACAGAAUAACCAGCCUGUAGAGUUCAACCAUGCUAUCAGCUACGUGAACAAAAUCAAGAACCGAUUUCAGGGUCAGCCAGAGGUCUACAAAUCCUUCUUGGAAAUUUUGCACACAUACCAGAAGGAGCAGCGUAAUGCUAAGGAGGCAGGAGGAAACUACACACCCACUCUCACGGAGCAGCAGGUGUAUGCUCAGGUGGCCCAGCUCUUCAAGAACCAGGAGGACCUCCUUUCAGAAUUCGGCCAGUUCCUGCCAGAUGCUAACAGUUCAGCGUUAUUGAGUAAGACUACAGCCGAGAAGGCUGAAUCUGUGCGUAUUGAUCGUGGAGGGACGGUAAAGAGACCCCAGCCUAACCAUAAGCAGAGUUUUAACCAGAAUGGUUGUCAGAUCCGCAGACACGCGGGGCCGCCCACUACACCCCCUGUUAAGAAAAAGCAAAAGUUUAUGGCAAAAGAAUCGAUGGCUGAAGCCAGCAAACUUGGAAUUGGUGCUGAAUCUCUCUUUUUUGAAAAGGUGCGGAAAGCACUGCGGAGUUCAGAGGCUUAUGACAAUUUCUUACGCUGUUUGGUCAUCUUCAACCAAGAAGUGAUCUCACGGGCUGAACUUGUGCAGUUGGUCUUGCCAUUUUUGGGGAAAUUCCCGGAGCUUUUUACAUGGUUCAAGAACUUCCUCGGCUACAGAGAGUGUUCCCAUAUUGAGAGCUUUCCCAAAGAGCGAGCCACUGAAGGCAUUGCAAUGGAAAUUGAUUAUGCGUCCUGCAAGAGAUUGGGCUCCAGUUAUAGGGCCCUUCCCAAGAGCUUCCAGCAGCCUAGAUGUACAGGCAGGACUCCACUGUGCAAAGAGGUGUUGAAUGAUACAUGGGUGUCAUUUCCAUCCUGGUCUGAGGACUCAACCUUUGUCAGCUCCAAAAAGACCCAGUAUGAAGAGCACAUAUAUAGAUGUGAAGAUGAGCGCUUUGAGCUUGAUGUGGUUCUGGAGACAAACCUCGCCACUAUCCGUGUUCUGGAGUCUGUUCAAAAGAGGCUCUCGCGCAUGUCUGCUGAGGAACAAGCCAAGUUCCGACUGGACAACACCAUUGGAGGCUCCUCUGAGGUCAUCCACCGUAAAGCUAUUCAGAGGAUAUAUGGUGACAAAGCUCCAGACAUCAUAGAUGGGCUCAAGACCAACCCUGCUGUCUCUGUACCUAUUGUACUCAAAAGGCUGAAAAUUAAAGAAGAAGAGUGGCGAGAGGCGCAGCGUGGCUUCAAUAAGAUCUGGAGAGAACAGAAUGAGAAGUAUUACCUGAAGUCUUUAGAUCACCAAGGUAUUAACUUCAAACAGAAUGACACAAAGGUGUUUCGCUCCAAGACACUGCUCAAUGAAAUCGAGUCUCUUUAUGAUGAGCGACAGGAGCAGGCUUCUGAAGACAAUGCCGCCCCUCCAUCAGGCCCUCACAUGACCCUCAUGUACGAGGACAGCCAGAUCCUGGAAGACGCAGCUGCUCUCAUCAUCCACCAUGUCAAGAGGCAGUCCGGCAUCCACAAAGACGACAAGUAUAAAAUCAAACAGAUCAUCUACCAUUUCAUCCCCGACAUGCUGUUCGCCCGGCGUGGUGAGCUUUCUGAUGUGGAGGAGGAGGAAGAAGAGGAGACCGAACAAGAUGAAGACGGGACUAAAAAGCACAAUGGGACGACGUCAGCAAAGUCUAAGCUCCUCUUCAGCCAUACAGCAGCUACCCAGCAGAAGCUGAGUAACUGUGAUGAUGCCUACAACCUCUUCUUUGUCAACAAUAACUGGUACAUCUUCCUUCGGCUGCACCAGAUCCUGUGCUCCCGACUGCUACGGAUCUACGGGCAGGCGGAAAAACAGAUCGAGGAAGACUCCAGAGAGAGGGAGUGGGAAAGGAACGUACUGGGAUUGAAAAGAGAGAAGAACGACAGCCCGGCCAUCCAGCUGCGUUUGAAAGAACCCAUGGACAUCGAUGUUGAAGACUACUACUCUGCCUUCUUAGAGAUGGUGCGAAACCUUCUGGAUGGCAACAUGGAGACAUCUCAAUACGAGGACCAGCUGAGGGAAAUGUUUACCAUCCAUGCCUACAUUGCCUUCACCAUGGACAAACUCGUCCAGAGUAUAGUGAGACAGCUGCAGCAUAUAGUAAGCGAUGAGAUCUGUGUACAGGUGACUGAUCUUUACCUUGGCGAGUGUACCAACAAAGCCACUGGUGGGUCCCUGUCCACACAAACAUCCAGAGGCAGUGUUGAGACAUCCUACCAGCGCAAAGCUGAGCAGCUGAUGUCUGACGAGAACUGUUUUAAGUUACUGUUCCAGAAGUCUAAGGGGACUGUGCAGCUGGCUGUGGAGUUGUUGGACACAGAGGAAGAGAACUCGGAUGGACCUGUGGAUACUGAGCGCUGGCCCGACUACGUGGAGCGAUAUCUGAACACCAGCUCGGCCUCUCCAGAACUGCGAGAGCACCUGUCCCAGAAGCCUGUGUUUCUACCCAGGAAUCUCAGGCGAAUCCGGAAGUGCCAGAGAGGUCAAGAGGUGCAGAUGAGAGAGGUCAAAGAAACGGCCAAGAAAUCCUCUGAGGGUGGCGAGGACUCGAAGAUGGAGUGCAUGUUUAAGCUCAACUCCUACAAGAUGGUGUACGUCUUUAAGUCGGAGGACUACAUGUACCGACGCACUGCACAGCUGAGAGCGCAUCAGUCUCACCAGCGAGUAAGCACUCGUCUGCAUCAGCGCUUUCAGGCGUGGCUGGACAGGUGGCGGAAAGAGCACGUGACCAGCGACAUGGCAGCCGCCGCGCACAAGUGGCUGAUGGGAGAGGGCCGGGAGGGGCUACUGCCCUGCAGAACGGUCUGUGAACCCAAGAUCGUCCACUUCCAGAACAUCAACAAAUAUAAAGUCACCUAUGGCACUACAUUGUAAAGCUCAAGUUUUCAAAACAGGGGGGGGGGGGGGGCUUUUACCUCCUUUUUAUGUUGUUUUUAUGAUGACUGAAGUAGCACUGAAAUUAAAAUGGGACCGCCAUUGAGUUCUUUGAAGAUUGCUCACUUUCUUUUUUUAUUUUUACCUUUUAAAUUUUUUAGAUU